Oncorhynchus mykiss (rainbow trout) is the source of this 1866-nucleotide messenger RNA. RefSeq names its product homeobox protein XHOX-3-like. Gene Ontology annotation, cellular component: nucleus. Gene Ontology annotation, molecular function: DNA-binding transcription factor activity, RNA polymerase II-specific; RNA polymerase II cis-regulatory region sequence-specific DNA binding. NCBI's taxonomy places the organism in Eukaryota, Metazoa, Chordata, Actinopteri, Salmoniformes, Salmonidae. Gene Ontology annotation, biological process: regulation of transcription by RNA polymerase II. The record is from RefSeq and is a predicted model, not a curated record.
UUCCCUCCUUGCGCCCAGGCGGCGCCUUGGCGGAUAGACCGUGUCUCUCAUUAGCAAAAGAUGUCUCGACCAGGGAGAUAUAAAAGACAGAAAGAAGGAGAGAAAGGAGGGGGGUUCAAACCGGGCGACAAAAACAACUCAUCCCUUCUUUGUAAACGAACUUGGCUCGAGUCUGCAGACAGUGCGUCAACAAGGCAAGGAGAGACACCAAUUUUAGCGUUAUCAAUUUUGGAUGAUACAGUGGCGCACGCAUUGGGAAUAAUUACAAUUUUAGGCCAACAAUUAUAAAGGAGUAAACUUGGUUUAAACUUGAAGCCAGGACACAUAUAUCAGAAAAGAAACGGCAAUAUGCUUGCAGAGGGCAGGGAAACGCCGGUCGCCAUAGUGGUUGAUAGAAACAGUGGACAUGGAGAUGAGCCAUGCCCGCGCAGCUCAGUCAAUUUGAUUGACCACAGUCGGCGACACCGAACUGCCUUUACCCGCGAACAACUGUCCCGCCUGGAGCAAGAAUACCUCAAGGAGAGCUAUGUUUCUCGACCGAGGAGAUGCGAACUGGCGACAGCACUGAACCUCCCCGAGACCACAAUCAAGGUAUGGUUCCAAAACAGGCGAAUGAAGGACAAGAGGCAGCGGCACUCUCUCAGCUGGCCACACCCCCUGGACCCCAACCUGUGUGCCCUUAUGGUGAGCCAGGCUGCAGCAGGCCUACCUUACCCCUUUCUCCCCCACCUCCCCCUGCACCUCUACUCUCACCUCGGGGUGGGGGCAGGUGCCCCCUCCAUUCCCAGCCCCUUCGCUGCACCCCUCAGGCCACUGGAUCCCUUGCGCCUCUCACACCCCCCCUACCCCAGGCCGGGUGGUCUACCCCCAACAGCUCUCUACCCCCAUUCCAAUGUGAUGCACAAUCCUGCCACUUGCCCCUGCCCCCUCUGCCUCCACUGGGGAUCAGACCAACUGUUCAAAGCCAGAGGGCUGACCGCGAUUGGCCUGAAUCAACCACGCAGUCCCAAAACGAUGGCUACCAGUCUGGACAGGAGGGAAGAGGUGCCUUUGCCCAGAUGAAGUUUCCUGCAGUAGCUACCAGGAAAUUAUGAUAUGAAGUCAAUGGUGGUGACAGUACAUUGAGCACAAUCACACCUCAUGAUCAGAUAAACUGCCCUCCCUGGAGGAGUGCAAUUUGAUCCAGCUUUCCAUGUUGUUGGUGCUCUAGAUUUGCAUGUGUCUGUCUGUAAUAACACAGCUGGGGUUGUUAAUACUGUUUUAUUUAUUCAUGUGAAAUGCAACAACUUUCCAGAUUGAUGACCUUGAAACAUUCCAGCCUAACACUGGGGAUGACCUUGAGGCAAUAAAAAAAAAAAGGUUCCCUUCGUCGUAACUGAAUUUUCUUUAGCUCCAAAAACGAGAAUCUUCAUUCUAACUGCCGAUUCACUAAAAGGCAGAGAAGAUCCAUUAGUAGAAUGUCCAAUUAGACAUUGCAAGUGAAACAAUAUAUAUAAAAAUAUAUAUAUAUCGAAACUUUUCAGUCAUAAAAAUUCACCUAUUUCACUGUUUGCUCUGAUAAUCAAGUAUGAAUCUCAACACCUGAGAAAUGGCUUUACAGAAACUACUGUUGCUCGUGUGUUUUUCUAAUGUUUGCACUAUUCUAUUAUUUUGUCUAGAAUUGAAGAGAAUGCAUACGGUACCAGAAUAUGUGAUGGCGCAAUGUGCACAUAAGAUUUUCUUUUCCACCUUUCGGAAUAUGUGAUGAAAUAUUUGAGUUAAUACAUAUUUAUGAGAAAUCUCUUGUUCAAUAUUUUAAAAGAGCAAAUUGUGAUUGAAUACACUCGUUUGUAUCAACAAUGACCUAUAUUACUCUGUCAAGCAUAC